Messenger RNA from Suillus bovinus, 865 nucleotides. RefSeq lists its product as uncharacterized. The coding region runs from base 171 to 656 and encodes 161 amino acids. NCBI's taxonomy places the organism in Eukaryota, Fungi, Basidiomycota, Agaricomycetes, Boletales, Suillaceae. The transcript has 4 exons. The record is from RefSeq and is a predicted model, not a curated record.
ACUGUGAGCCUUUGGCGGAGCUGCCAUCGGGGAUCUCCAAUGCUGGACCUUCACAGCCGUCGGGACCUCACGUACAGAAAAACACUCCCAAUGUUGCAUCGGUCGGCGAUUUAUCUCCCAAGGUGGUGGCGGAUAAGGACCAACCCACGCUAAACGAAUUAGCAAAUGUCAUGAAGCAAGUAUUAGAUGUUCUCCAGGACUCGACGAUCGCAUCGAAGAGUGGCAAGGACAAUAGGUCUCGUUUCUCGGGGGUGUACAAACGAGUCGCAGAGGAGCACGACGUCGAGUUUCUCGAGCGAUACACUACUGACAUGGACCUUUUCUCUGCUGUCAGCACAUCUCUCAUUGUCACGAUGGUGUCCAAUCUCAGUCCCGACCCCAGUAAUAUCACGAAUGCCCUUUUGAAGCAACUUGUUCAAAUCGGACCGGGCAAUCUCGCUGCAGCGGGCUCCACACUCACAGACCCAGCAUCUACGUGGUUUCCGAGCGCGCCGACCUUAUGGAUCCAAACGAUCGCAUGUGCAAGCUUGUCCAUGAGUUUGCUCGCCGCGUUCUGGGUCGUACUAUGUAAGCAGUGUAUACUCUGUGCUCAUUUCACUACCCAGGCCCUGUACAUAUGGCCGGCACAUUCGCACGACGAUCUCUUCAGCAAUUAAUCAACCAGGUUUCAGAGGUGGCUGUCUUUUGUUGUUUCGCGCGUUUCGACAAAGGUCGUGGACUCGGAAGCACAAGAGUUCGACCUGAAUUUGGAUUUUUUUUGUUGGGGGAUGAAUACGUCCUCACCCUCCCUGACAUACCCACCACCAAUCUCGAAGCACCUGGCGUCAAGUGGCUGCUCGAGACCUCUACGGAUCCUGAACUGUUU